Pelmatolapia mariae (spotted tilapia) is the source of this 1036-nucleotide messenger RNA. It is a transcript of the gene cntd1, whose product is annotated as cyclin N-terminal domain containing 1. Lineage: Eukaryota; Metazoa; Chordata; Actinopteri; Cichliformes; Cichlidae. The record is from RefSeq and is a predicted model, not a curated record. Gene Ontology annotation, cellular component: site of double-strand break. Gene Ontology annotation, biological process: reciprocal meiotic recombination. The transcript has 7 exons. Bases 1 to 933 code for a protein of 310 amino acids.
AUGGCGAAAAGAUUAUUUUUUUCUCCAAGUAAAAGUAACGCAGCAGGUGUAAAAUUCGGGGAGGCCUCUUUUGACCUACUGACUGAUUUUCUUGUAAAUCUGGACAAAAGAAACAAAGAUGACCUCCCAACGAAAUACUGCGCGAAUUUCAAAAAUAAGAAAGUCGUUGAGUACAUCUUACUGAUAACUAAAGAACUGAGACUGGAUCCGCUGGCUGGCUACCACGCUGUUGAAUUACUUCAAAGGUUCAUGGUCAAAUACAUUGAAGAUUUCAUAACCGCACCCACACCUAAAGGUGCAACUUCUAAUCAUCCAAGAAGUUAUGAGGAUGCUGUUUAUAACAAACUGAAGGACAAAUUCCCGCUGAUCAUCUUCUCCUGUGUCCAGCUUGCGAACAAACUGUCGCUGCACAGUCAUAUGAUUGACAACAAUACUGCUGUACACUUUCUGCACUCAGUCGGCUGCACUGUAUCCAAACAGGUUCUCCUGGAAUCAGAGCUGAUGGUCUUGAAAGGGCUUAAAUUCAGACUAAAUGUCCUCAACCCACUGACUUAUGUGGAAAUACUUCUGGAAGUUCUCGGACACAAUGAGCCAUCAAUCCCUUUGAAGCACCUUUAUCACUACUGCCACCAUGUUCUCCAGUUUAUCAGCCUGGAGAGGACUGCCAUCUAUGAAACCUUGUUAAUGGCAACCACUGAGUGUGUCAGCCCAUCCAGGGAACAGAGGGAAAAAUUUGUACCAGUGACUGAAGACUGCAUGCUUCUGGGUGUUGGUGUCAUUGCUGUGGCUGCAUUCAUCCUCAGAAAGUGGGAACAGGUAGUUGGAGAACUGAGCCACAUCACAAGAAUCUCAAAGAGAAGCAUCACUGAUUUCGCUCACGCAACUUUGGUGCACAUUGUUGGCAUCGGCUCUAGUGUAAAUCCACUCUCAUGAUUGGCAUGAGAAGAAAAAAAUCUGUGUGCUGCAAUAAAAUGUCACCUAAACAAAUAAAAAAAAUCACUAAAGAUUGGCGAUGUUGCCAAAGUGUUAGAAACAC